CGGAAGCGCCGGGGGAUCCGGGGGAUCCGGGCGUCGGGCCGCCGGGCCGCGAAGCUUGUAGCUCCCGCGCCGCCGCCAUGAUCAUCCCCGUUCGCUGCUUCACGUGUGGCAAGAUCGUCGGCAACAAGUGGGAGGCCUACCUGGGCCUGCUGCAGGCCGAGUACACCGAGGGGGAUGCCCUGGACGCGCUGGGCCUGAAGCGCUACUGCUGCCGCCGCAUGCUGCUUGCCCACGUGGACCUGAUCGAGAAGCUGCUCAACUACGCUCCCCUGGAGAAGUGACCCCGCGAUGCCGCAGGUGGCGUCUCACCCACGGCUUGUUCCCCUGGGGUGUGGGGCGCUAGAAGCCACGCCCGCCCACAGCUCUGUUGGCGUGGGUCUUCCUCUCUGGAAAGAACUGUCUAGUAAAUGUUUCUGAGGACUGCCAGGAA
Capra hircus (goat) is the source of this 430-nucleotide messenger RNA. It is a transcript of the gene POLR2L, whose product is annotated as RNA polymerase II subunit L. The transcript is spliced from 2 exons. Gene Ontology annotation, biological process: tRNA transcription by RNA polymerase III; transcription by RNA polymerase I; transcription by RNA polymerase II. The record is from RefSeq and is a predicted model, not a curated record. Bases 78 to 281 code for a protein of 67 amino acids. NCBI's taxonomy places the organism in Eukaryota, Metazoa, Chordata, Mammalia, Artiodactyla, Bovidae. Gene Ontology annotation, molecular function: zinc ion binding; DNA binding; DNA-directed RNA polymerase activity. Gene Ontology annotation, cellular component: RNA polymerase II, core complex; RNA polymerase I complex; RNA polymerase III complex.